CAUGUACUUGGUAUAUCUCCGGCUUUCAUACUUGAGUUUGAGGAAUGCCCGCCCUCUGUACCUCUUCUGUAGCCUUCUUCUUGCGGCUCAUUUCGCGCUAGGGAUUGCAGGUUCCGCCGAUUCGAUCUCAGAAGCCACAAACGGAAUCCUCACUUUCGGCCCACUUAUGAUCACAGCUUGUGCUGCCCUGGUCUAUAUCCCGUUUCGCUUCAGAGCUGGAAAUGUUAUACCCGCUGAAACCUCUUUGAGAAUUUCGAACCAGAUUACCCUCACUGGUAACGAGGCCGAGGUAAAUCUAAACGACGACACAGAUGGCGAUUUAGGUCUUGGAAUAGGUGUAAUGCAUACUGUGCUGGGGCCUGUUGUAUGA
This is a messenger RNA of Periconia digitata, 370 nucleotides long. The record is from the annotation of a GenBank genome assembly. Lineage: Eukaryota; Fungi; Ascomycota; Dothideomycetes; Pleosporales; Periconiaceae.